AUGUCUCGACUUACGAUUCUCUUUGUCCUCGCCGUGGCGUGUGAAGUAUUUGGAGAUGGUGUAGGAAAAGACGCCAAAGAUUCCAAGGUUGCUGCAUCUGGGCUGUAUUCAAAUAUCAUUGGCUCGGGUCUGGGUGGUGGCCCACUCAUCGGUGGCGGGUCAGUAGUUGCCGGCCCCGGUCUACCUAGCGGUGCAGCCCUUAACAAUGCCGCUGCAGUAGGAGCGGCACAACUUAAUGCCAUUCAAAACGCUCAAGCCGUACAAGCCACCCAAAUUGCGAACGCCGCCGCCGCUGCCAUCCAAGGUGCACGAGCUGCUGAAGCCGAAGCCCGUGCCAGACAAGCCAACGCUAUUCAGAACGCCCAAGCUUUAGACGCUGCACGUGUUGCCAACUUGCAGAGGGCUCAAGCCGCUGCAUGGGAGAAUGCUAAAUUUAUUGAAGCUGCAAGAAGAGCAGGAGCCGCAAGUGCCCUUGAAAUCGCUCGUGCUGCCGAAGCAGAGCGCAACGCUAACGCUGCGCGUGCCCAAGCCUUAGCUUACGCCAACAUGCGCGCUGUAGAGGCCUCCCGCAUAGCUAACGCAGCCAGAGCUCAAUCGGCUGCGGUUGCUACUAGUGCUGCUCAGGCACAAGCCGUCGCUGACGCUGUAGCUAGGAACGCCCAGGAAGCUCUUCACGAUGGUGGCUCUGGCGUCAUCGCUUUAGUUCCGGCCUCGGCUGGCUACUAUUUCGGACCUACUUUAGCAGGAUUUGGCAAUUAUGGUUACGGGCAAGCUUGGGGCCAUGGCGGUGGUGCCCUUCUAAGCAAGCACUAA
This is a messenger RNA of Parnassius mnemosyne (clouded apollo), 813 nucleotides long. The record is from the annotation of a GenBank genome assembly. Lineage: Eukaryota; Metazoa; Arthropoda; Insecta; Lepidoptera; Papilionidae.